Sphenostylis stenocarpa is the source of this 1197-nucleotide messenger RNA. Lineage: Eukaryota; Viridiplantae; Streptophyta; Magnoliopsida; Fabales; Fabaceae. The record is from the annotation of a GenBank genome assembly.
AUGCCGUCGUCUUCAUCGCCAGAGCGCCAAUCAGAAUUCCCUACAUCGCAGGCGCAGGUGCGUGACUUAGACUUGCAAGACUUAAUCUUGCCGCCAGCGCCUGUGCAAGACUUAAUCUUGCCGCUGUCGCCAGCGCCUGUGCGAGACUUAAUCUUGUCGCAAUCUCCGACGGUAGUUCGCGGCUUAAAUUUGCCGCCGUCACCGGUGUCAUCUCCCUCACUGGCGUCAUCGCCUCUACCGGCGCCAUUGUCCUCUCCGAUGCAUUCUCCGCUGCCGCCGGAGAUCCACCAAGACUUGUCGCCGUCGAUAACCGACUCUGUCCCACCGACGCAGCCAGCACCGGAUCUGAAACUUCCAACAUUUUUAAAUAAGGAAUACAAUCCAUCUGAUAAUCCGCCGUGGAGUCCGUCAAUGCAGCUACUUCCGACGUCAUAUGAAAACUAUCCGUUUGGGACCGAAGAUUUUUCAUCGUCGCCAUUGCGGAUGUCGAUGCCAAAUACGCCGUCAAGGGUAAAGGAAGCGAUAGAGUCGGUGUCAUCACCGCAGUCUUCACCGAAGAGGCUACCGCCGCUGCCGCAGUCUCCAUCGAUUGUAAAUAUACCACAUCCUCUAACGCCUCUGUCGCCGACAGUGACGGUGAAGGUGAUAGUGCCUCAGUGGAGAGAACGUGUCCGUAUAGAAUCGGAUAGGAAGGACACGGUUCGACAGCUGAAGGAGAAGAUUGUUGCACUCGACCAUCUGCAGGGCGUGCCUGUGGAUAGGAUCAUGCUGCAGUUGCACUCAUUGCGUCUGGAAUUGAUGGACAAUGUGUCUUUGCAAGAUUCUGUGGUGUCAGAGAAUGCUGAGAUCGACGUGUUCUUGAAACCCGCUCAUCCUGAUGCUGGUAGCAGCGGAGAGGAGUCUGGGAAGCUCAAGGUGAAGGUGUUACCUCUGAAAUCGAAUGAGAGGAUUGAGAUAGAAGUGAAUACUCUGGACCAUGUGUUGGUGUUAAGGGAGAAGUUGGACGAGUCGCACCAGUUACUGGGAUUCCUUCCGGAAGAUGGUCGUUAUUUUUUCAUCCACAGAAAGCGUGCCAUGGAUGAAGACCAGUCCUUUCAUUGGCACAGAGUUAGGCACGGUGACACCAUCCUAACUUCUGAUGAAUUCCAGGCUUCUGGCCCUGCCAACUCUGUCAAUUCCUCUUCUUCCACUAGCUAG